AUGUCAUCCUCGAGCGAGGGACCAGCUUGCAAGAUAUCUAUGCUUUGGAACUGGUAUACAGUCGAUGCCUGUUUCAUUUCACGGAAUUGGCAUAUACGGUCGGUUGGUGCAUAUGCGGGGAUGCUUGUUGUUCUGUUCUGCCUUGUGAUACUGGUAGAAGGUGUCCGCCGCCUUGGACGCGAUUACGACAGGCGUAUCGUGACACAUCAACAUGCCAUAGCCCUAAGUUCCGAACCAUUUGUCAACAAGACUUCAAGCACGACAAUUGCGAUAAAGCCAACCUAUACCCAACAGGCGGUCCGCAGUCUAUUCCAUACCGUCCAGUUCGGUGCUGGCUAUAUGUUCAUGUUAUUGGCAAUGUACUACAACGGUGGAGUGAUUUUGAUACUUUUUGCUGGAACCUAUGCUGGGCACUUCCUUAUUGGUCGCGAUACACUGGGACAUGCAGAGAAUCCUCACAAGGAAGCUUGUUGCGGGGCUUGA
Molecule: messenger RNA, 483 nt
Organism: Marasmius oreades (fairy-ring Marasmius)
Lineage: Eukaryota; Fungi; Basidiomycota; Agaricomycetes; Agaricales; Marasmiaceae
Exons: 4
Coding region: 1-483 (160 amino acids)
Biological process (GO): copper ion transmembrane transport
Cellular component (GO): membrane
Molecular function (GO): copper ion transmembrane transporter activity
Source: RefSeq, a predicted model, not a curated record